Messenger RNA from Saxophila tyrrhenica, 1107 nucleotides. RefSeq lists its product as uncharacterized. The record is from RefSeq and is a predicted model, not a curated record. Bases 1 to 1107 code for a protein of 368 amino acids. Gene Ontology annotation, cellular component: mitochondrion. Lineage: Eukaryota; Fungi; Ascomycota; Dothideomycetes; Mycosphaerellales; Extremaceae. Gene Ontology annotation, molecular function: hydrolase activity, acting on acid anhydrides, in phosphorus-containing anhydrides. The transcript has a single exon.
AUGAAGCCCCAGUACACGACAGCCACCUACUCAGCCGACGAGGAAACCAAGAAACAAACAGAAUCCAACGGCUUCCCUGCCAUGGCUCCCAAAAAGACCCCCGCCGUCCCUCGUCCCAGCGCCAGCGUCCUCGUCAUCUCCCCCAACAACCAGGUCCUCCUGCUCCAACGCGUGAAAAAGGCUUCCUCCUUCCCCUCAGCCCACGUCUUCCCCGGUGGCAACGUCAGCGAACCCCACGACGGUCGGGUCCCAGCUCCAGACGCCCCGGACCGCCACGUCGACAGCAAGGUUUACCGCAACGCUGCGAUCCGGGAGACGUUCGAGGAAUCCGGCAUCCUACUCGCACGCAACAACGGUUUUGGCCGACUGAUCGAGGUCCCCGAAGCGGAACGCCAGGAGGGAAGGGUAGCUGUCCACUCGAACCAGACGACUUUUCCCAAAUGGCUGGCGCAGAAGGGCGGACGGGCUGAUGUCGAUGGGCUCAUUCCGUUUACACGAUGGGUCACGCCGACGAAUGUGCCGAAGAGAUUUACCACGCAGAUGUACCUUUACUUCUUGCCUACGCUGUCGUCGACACCGCUAGCGGACUCCGCUAAAGCGGAUAGUGAGGAGGAGUUCAAAGUGCCGGUGCCCACGACUGAUGGCGGGUUGGAGCAUACUACUGCUCGCUUCCUUCCUGCGUCUGCCUGGUUGAGAUUGGCGCAGGAGGGGCGGAUUAUUCUGUUCCCACCGCAGUUCUUCCUGCUGCAUCAUGUGGCGCAGCACUUCGACAAUCUACAAAACCCGACAGCCUACGGUUCUAUAUCCCGCGACUCACUCUCCCGCGACGAGCUCGAAGCACGGCGAAAGGCGCUCGUGGAGUUCGUCAAGACCGAUUCGCCGCCGUGGACGGACAAGGUGAUCUCGCCGAUCGUUGUGCCUGCGCGAGAUGGGCAGAAGCGGGAUGACAAGCGCUCGCUGUUGGGUCUGGAUAAACCUGGACCAGAGCUGGCGGGGAGUGGGAGGUCGGGGGUUAAGGAUCAGUGUGUGCUGGUCAAUUUCCGCAAGGAGGGGCCGAGACAGUUGGCUGUGGUUUCGAGGGAGGAUGCUUUGAAUGCUAAGUUAUAG